Molecule: messenger RNA, 632 nt
Organism: Centropristis striata (black sea bass)
Lineage: Eukaryota; Metazoa; Chordata; Actinopteri; Perciformes; Serranidae
Product: retinal cone rhodopsin-sensitive cGMP 3',5'-cyclic phosphodiesterase subunit gamma-like
Exons: 3
Coding region: 83-310 (75 amino acids)
Biological process (GO): visual perception; positive regulation of epidermal growth factor receptor signaling pathway; positive regulation of G protein-coupled receptor signaling pathway
Cellular component (GO): photoreceptor outer segment membrane
Molecular function (GO): 3',5'-cyclic-nucleotide phosphodiesterase activity; cGMP binding
Source: RefSeq, a predicted model, not a curated record
AGAGACACAAGUGAGACUCAUCGGAUACAGCAGCAGAAAAACUUUCAUCACUUUGAGACUUCAGCCAAAGUAACUGAUCGAAAUGGCAGACGUCGCCGUUGCAGUUCCCGCCGAGAAGAGGGCACCUCCCAAAUUCAAGCAGAGGACCACUCGCACCUUCAAGAGCAAGGCGCCUAAACCUGGCCAGAAGGGAUUCGGAGACGACAUCCCCGGCAUGGAGGGCCUUGGCACAGACAUCACAGUGAUCUGCCCAUGGGAAGCCUUUGGGGACAUGGAGCUCAGCGACCUGGCGAAAUAUGGAAUUGUUUAGCCCUCUUCUUUAUGAACUCUUACCUCCUGUUAAAACAGUUGUCCCUCAUGUAUUCCAACUGUUUUACUGAGAAAAUCUGGCUUUGUGGUCAAGAGAGGAGGCAGCUUUUGAUUAUUUAAUAUAUGACCUGGAAAAAAAAAGAAAUAAAUCCAGCACUCUCUCUUGUCUCUUGCACUUUAUCUGGCCCUGCCUUUCCAACAAUUCUCCAUCGUCCUCAUAACGAGUGCUGAUAGCAGCUCUGGACCUCAGAUUUUACUUUCCACAAAGGAAAAAAAGAAAACAGAUGGAGUAUUUAUUUUCUUAUUUAAAUAGCCUAUAUUUU